Messenger RNA from Onychostoma macrolepis, 5340 nucleotides. RefSeq names its product unc-5 netrin receptor Db (gene unc5db). The transcript has 17 exons. Gene Ontology annotation, cellular component: membrane. Gene Ontology annotation, biological process: netrin-activated signaling pathway. NCBI's taxonomy places the organism in Eukaryota, Metazoa, Chordata, Actinopteri, Cypriniformes, Cyprinidae. Gene Ontology annotation, molecular function: protein binding; netrin receptor activity. The record is from RefSeq and is a predicted model, not a curated record. Bases 193 to 3018 code for a protein of 941 amino acids.
CAAGUGUGAGUGCACAUGAACAAGGCUCUGAAGCAGGGCACAAGCCGGUGCGAUGUCUGAAGUUCGUCGCACAGGAAUGAUGUCCGCUCAGCUUUCGCAGAGAUGUAAGCGCAUUAAAGUUAGAGAGACCGUUAAAGAAAAAAACAAGGAACUGUCACAACAUUAUAAAACCGGACGAAUUUACCCCCUAAUAUGACUGAGAGAAACAGAAUAGAAAUGGGAAGUACUGUGAAGGGACGUCGGCGCUUUUUGGAGAUCGUCUUGGCUCUCGCGCUCUGUGCAACCCUCGCCCGCUGUCGAGGAACUGUCAGUGACGCCCUUGCUGAUUCUCUGUCAUCAGUUAGUGGGACAUUACCUCACUUCCUGCAAGAGCCUGAGGAUGCUUACAUAAUCAAAAACAACCCAAUCAAGUUGCGAUGUCGAGCAACUCCUGCCCUGCAGAUCUUCUUCAAAUGUAACGGGGAAUGGGUCCAUCAGAACCAACAUACCUCACAAGAGUACAUGGACCAAAACACUGGGUUUAAAAUCCGCGAAGUGACGAUCAAUGUCACCAGGCUGCAGGUGGAGGAUUUUCAUGGUCCAGAAGACUACUGGUGCCUGUGUGUUGCCUGGAGUCACCUAGGAACCUCGAAGAGCCGUAAGGCCACAGUGAGGAUAGCCUACCUCCGCAAGAACUUCGAGCAGGAUCCUCAAGGGAAGGAAGUGCCAAUCAAGGGCAUGAUUGUGCUGCAUUGCCGUCCCCCAGAGGGAGUGCCCAUGGCAGAGGUGGAGUGGUUGAAAAAUGAAGAAUUGGUCAGCUCCCUUGAAGAUGAUAACAUUGACACUCGUGCUGACCACAAUCUGAUCAUCAAUGAAGCCCGACUCUCUGACUCCGGCAACUACACCUGCCUCGCCAGUAACGUAGUUGCAAAAAGACGCAGUGCUACAGCUACUGUAGUUGUGUUUGUGAACGGUGGAUGGUCUCUGUGGACAGAGUGGUCUCCUUGCAGCGUGAACUGUGGGAGAGGAGUUCAGAAACGAUCUCGGACCUGCACUAACCCGGCUCCUCUAAAUGGGGGAGUGUUCUGUGAGGGCAUGUCUGUGCAGAAGAUCACCUGCAAUGCACUCUGCCCAGUGGAUGGAGUCUGGGAGGAGUGGAGCGAGUGGACGGUGUGUAGUACGCAGUGUGAGAGGCAGCGAUGGAGGGAGUGCAACGCACCACCGCCCCGUCACAGAGGCAAGAUGUGUGAGGGAGAGGGUCAAAGCACUGAGAACUGCACGGGAGGACUGUGUACGCAAAAUGGGAAGCUGAUGCAUGAUGUUAAGCCUCAGAGCAUGGAGAACUCUAUUGAUGUUGCACUGUACUCUGGUCUGGCUGCGGGGGUGAUCGCUGUGAUCGUCCUCAUAGUGGCCAUCACCCUCUACAGGAAGAGUCAAAGUGAGUAUGGAGUGGACGUCAUUGACUCAUCUGCUCUUGCUGGGGGCUUCCAGUCCUUCAACUUCAAAACCACCAGACAGGGCAAUCCACUUCUGCUGAAUUCCUCCAUGCAGCCCGAUAUAACUGUCGGCCAGACGUACAGCAGCCCAAUCUGCUUUCAGGACUCCAUAGACAAAGAGCUCUUUGACCCCCUGCCAGACAAGGUCAAAGUUCAGAGCUCCUUUAUGGUUUCACUAGGUGUGGCGGACCGGGCCGAGUACCAUGUGAAAGCCCAUCCGGAGACCCUUCCUGCUAACCUUCACCCAAACUACAGCACAGUGGAAGGAAAGAAGACCACUAUGAUUGCUUCUAAUGGAAUUCACACACUCAGGAAGACUCAGUUUAAGACAAGCGCUGUGUUUGGGCACCUGGGUGGCCGUUUAGUCAUUCCCAAUGCAGGAGUAAGCUUGCUGGUACCUCACGGGGCGAUUGCUGAUGACACCUCUUGGGAAAUGUACAUGCUCAUAAAUCAAGAAGAGUCUAGUGCCCAAUCAGAGGAAAGGUGUGAGAUUAUGUUAGGGCCAGAGAUCACAUAUGGACCUCCGGGGCUGAACCUGUCCUAUCCUGUUGCCAUGACGAUAGCUCAUUGUGCUGAAGUCAGCGCUGAAAACUGGAACAUUAAACUCAAGAGACAAACCAAGGACAACAAGUGGGAGGAAAUAAUGUCAGUAGACGAUGAAUCGACCUCCUGCUAUUGUCUGAUGGACUCGCAUAGCUGUCACUUGUUGCUGGAUCAGCCGGGCUGUUAUGCACUAGUGGGGGAGCCCAUCACUGAUGCUGCCAUAAAGAGACUAAGGAUUGCUGUGUUCGGCAGUAUGGAGGCCUCCUCCGUGGACUACAGCCUGCGAGUGCACUGUGUAGAUGACACACCGCAUGCCUUUCAGAAAGUGGUUACUGCUGAAACCAGUAGAGGAGGUCAGCUUCUCGAGGAGCCCAAGGUGCUGUUCUUCAAAGGAAACUGCCUCAGUCUGCAGGUGUCCAUCCAGGAUAUCCCUCAGUUUCUGUGGAGCAUCAAACCCUUCACCACCUGUCAGGAAUUCUCCUUCACCCAAGUGUGGUAUAGUAACCAGCAGCCUGUGCACUGUGCCUUCUCACUGCAGAGACAUAGCGCUUCAGCCACACAGCUCUCCUGCAAGAUCAGUGUGCGGCAGGUCAAAGGUCACGAGCAGAUCCUGCAGGUCUACACCUCAGUGGGAGAGAGUGAGAAAGAGACGGUCCCAUUUUUUAUGCAGGCAGAUUGCACAGUGACUUCACAGACGGGGGCCAAAGCCUUCAAAAUCCCCCUGUCCAUACGUCAGCGGAUAUGCACCACCUUCGAUACUGCCAACGCCAAGGGCAAGGACUGGCAGCUCUUAGCUCAGAAACUCCACAUUCAAAGGAACCUGUCCUACUUUACCAAGCAGAAGAGUCCCUCUGCUGUCAUUCUCAGUCUCUGGGAGGCCAGGCAUCAGGACACUGGAGAUCUUGACUCCCUUGCAAGUGCUUUGGAGGAGAUUGGAAAGAUCCACUGUAAAAGUCUGCCUCAGAGUCCAGAUGAUAAAGAAACAGACUUUACGUUUUGAAGGACUACUGAAGACUACAUUACUCUACCAGAUGCAAUUCCCCAGCAUCUUCAAUUUAGAGUCCAAGUGAAGCUAGCUAAGGCAUAUCCAGUCUGACAGAAGACUCAAUCAGAUGGCGACCAAUCAGAUGGUUUCACAUAUCUGUACAUGUGCAAAGGAAGUAUGAAUUGGUAUGAAUUUGGCACAGAUUCAACAGCUUCAAAAUGCUUUUCUCAAAGUGCCAGGCCAUCUCAACUUUCAUAAAAUCUCUCCUUAGCCUUUCCUUGUUGUUUAUGUUUAUUUUUAUUAUUAUUAUUAUUAUUGUGUGGGAUUUUAAUGGUGGUCGGACUGGGAUGUUCUUGAGCAUUUCCUUGUGUCAGCAUCAUAAUUACAGGAAUAGUCCACCCAAAAAUGUUGUUCCAAAACUAUAUGACAUUUUUCUUUGGAACAUAAAAGAAGAUAUUCUGAAAAAUGUUGGUAUCCAAACAGUUUCAGUUUUUUUUUUAUUUCUAUUAAAAAAUACAAUGGAAACAGAAACAGAUAUGUCAAAAUAUCUUCUUUUGUUUGAAGAACUUUUUUAUUUUUGGCUGAACUAUGCCUUUAAUCUUUUCAUGUUUUUUCACUAGUGUUCCAGAGUUGCAAAGUAUUUAUAUCCCUUCUGCAUGUUACUACUGACGUGUGCUUUGUUUGCACUAUAUGACGUUUAGAGAAGGGAAGAGAGGGGAAUACACUCCUGCAAACUGCCCUUUUUGCUCAUCACACAUUGUGAUCGUGGCUCACGAUGUUCUUUUAUCUCCACUGUUGUUUUAUUGUCAUUUUGCAGUCUUAAUGGGAUCGGUUGAAGAAUAAUUCUGAAUAAGAUAUGGUAAUAUAAAGAUUCUAACCUUGUUUUCAACUAUGGCUGAGUACUGCGCAUUAGAAAAUAACCUCAUUUACGCAGGUUGGGGGGGUAAAAAUGCAUUACGUUUUUUUCCUUAAAAAACCUCAAAGCAUAACACGUUCGCUCAAAUGCAUUACUCUGUUCCAGUAAGCGUGUUUGAGUCAUUAGGGAGGACAGCAGGAUGGUAUCAUGCCUUUAGAGUGUUAGGCCUGAGACUAAUAUUGACCAGAAGAAGCGUUUACUUAAGCCAUGCAAAUGGCAGUACAUCCCUUUUGUUAACACUUAUAGCUUUCUUUUGAAAAACAUCUGAAAAGGAAGAGCUCCAAGAGACCUCUGUGAAAUGAAGCCUCUCUUAUCUCCUCUGACCAAGGUCCACCGUGCGGUGGGAAACACAAAGGGGGAACAUGGACCGGUGAGCAGUGAGAGUUAUAAUUAAGGUGUGAUAAAAGGAAUAGAGCUGUGUGGAAAAAUGCUGUCAGAAGUGCAGGAAAAAAGUUAUUCCUCCUUUUCCAAGUCAUCUACGUCAUUAACCUUCUCUCUCUCAAACAGAAAUGCCUCCAAGAGCUCAUUUUAGUUGGUUUUCAGUGUUCUAGCCACUACAAUGCUUGCCAAUGGUUUAAAAUGUUAAGCUUUAUCUCUUACUCUGGAUAUUCCUUUUAUAUAAAUAUUUCUUUUUUGUAUUUUUAACAUAAGUUUGAUGAAGGAUUUAUCUGAUUUGCUGUCCACUUUAUGUUGAGAAGCACUGAGAACAGCAACCUGUUUGACGUGUUUAUUACUGUAAUUGUCCACAACUAUAUUAAAUUGCCCAAAAAUAUCAAUUUUUUUUAUUAUAUUUCCUUUAUUUUCAUUUAUUAGCAAAUUUGCUGUCACUCCUCUAAAAUUUAAUUCAAACAUGUAAUUGUGUUGUCAUGUUAAUGAAUUUGAAAGAAAAUUUCACUUUGGUGCUUAUUUAACUUUAUUAAUGUUCACAUUUAUGUCCAAAUAUUGGAACAUGAUGUUAAAUUUAAAGAAAUAAUUCUAGAAAAAAACAAACAAACAUAAUUCUAGAAAUGGCUACAAACCAAACUUAAGAUUUUGCCCUAUUAUUGUGGACUGCAUUUAUAGUGGUAUGUUCAAGCCUUUGAACGGUCAAGUUAAUAAUGUUUAUCCGUCCCACAUUCAUGUUAUAUUUAGGCCUUUGCUUCAAAUUAUGAUUCCUGUGCCUUGUAUAACUUCUGUAAAUGGUGAAUGUUGUACAGGUUAAGAUGGUUCUGAAUCAUGCAAAUGUAAUGUAAGAUUUCAGUUAAAAAAACACUAUAUUACACUGAUAUGCAGGGGUCAAGAGCUUUUCUAGUGCUAAAUAUACUUGUUUGGUAUCGCCAGGCCAGCUUUGUGGUAUGAUUAUGAACAUUUUGGAUGUUUUCUGUACAGUAGAGUUUGCUGAUGUAUAUGCAGUCUUUUGGAAAUAAAUGUACUGCUGAAGA